Neodiprion virginianus is the source of this 2407-nucleotide messenger RNA. Its product is annotated as sal-like protein 1. NCBI's taxonomy places the organism in Eukaryota, Metazoa, Arthropoda, Insecta, Hymenoptera, Diprionidae. Gene Ontology annotation, biological process: regulation of transcription by RNA polymerase II. Gene Ontology annotation, cellular component: nucleus. Gene Ontology annotation, molecular function: protein binding. The transcript is spliced from 6 exons. The record is from RefSeq and is a predicted model, not a curated record. Bases 460 to 1932 code for a protein of 490 amino acids.
GCGAGGCGAGGCUGGGCGUUUGUAUUUUUACUUUCACGCAGCUUUGAACCCUCGGCAACACGGGACGGCAGCUCUCGUUGCAUGGGGCCGCGGACAAAUUAUGGAUCGACUUCGGCUUCUUCCUCUGCGCAUGACACGCGGUCCCCCUCGACCCCCGCCGAGGUCGGAUAUAAACGCUACGCGUAUCCGCGGCGUCGUGGAUUUCAAGAAUCUCGCUGCUAAGACGACACCGGGGAUAGAAGCGAUUUUCCACUUUGCUAUUCCCGCUCGAUGACACACAUUAUUCGAAUAACUUAUUCGCACAAUCGGUGGAGGAGCUUUCGGAAACCUAGGAUACGUUUCUGCACCUUCUCUCAUACGAUUCGAUCGGAUUUAGAAGUUUCAGAAUUAACGGAAUAUAUAUACCGUACAGCAAGUUUCUACCUGCCGGCUGAAGGAUAAAUACCCCAAGUCGCAACAAUGGGGGACAAGACUUUCAACCUGACCUGGAACAACCAUCUGGCCAACCUCUCCGGCCUGUUUGAGGGUCUCUACAGAAGCGGAUCCCUCACCGACACGACCCUGGCUUGCCAAGGCGGUAUGCUCAGGGCCCACAGACUGGUGCUGGCCGCCUGCAGUCCCUAUUUUGAAAGAGUGUUCAAGGAGCACUACGGCGACCAGCCAAUCCUCAUUCUGAAAGGUGUCGCGGUCGAGGAGAUGGAAUGCCUCCUGGACUUUAUGUACAGAGGCUCGAUCGACGUCGCCGAGGAGCAUCUGGCGUCGCUUAUCAAGACCGCAACGGACCUCGAAAUCCGGGGACUUUCCGCUGACCACAAAAACGACGGUGCCUACCAACCCCACACCGUCAAGGCUUCCUGCACGACUCAGAGCAAGGUUGAUAGGUGUCAGAUAGAGGCAAGGGUCCAGGCUAUUGAACGGAGGAAGGGAAAAGGCGCGGGAGCCUCGACCGAUGGGUAUCAGCAGAAGCAAAAAGAUCAGGACGUUAAGCUCGAGGAAAUCGAGGACGACCCGAUGGUCGUCGAGGCCGAGGAGAACUUCGAGUCGUCGAUGGAUACGCCCGACGAGCAAAUCAGACGAAUCCCACCGCCAAUGUACAAGCGCGAGACGAGGUACAAAGGCCAAAAACGAGUCCCCGUUGGUCGCGUGCCCAGGAACACGGACGUUCUUGACAUAAAGAUAAAGGACUGCGUCUCACUGAAGAAUUCACCCGGUGAAGAUCUCUUCGAGGAGAGCAUGUCCCUACCUGCCGUCAAAGAGGAACCCUCCUUCGGCAAUUGUCCCGACCCCACCGUACCCACUGUUCAGCUGAAUGAAGAGCCCUUCGAGCAGGAUCAAGAUCUCGAUAAUUUGGGAUCAACCAGCGGGGCUGCUUCAACGGAAACGACGUCAAAGUCUCACUCGAGUUCUGGAAAGUCCGAGGUAACGGGAAAAAGGGUCAGCUCUAAAGAGCACAAGGCACAAUACAAACCGUUCUCGUGCGACCUUUGCACCCUGGCAUUUACGAGGGCGUCUCACCUCGCGCGUCACAGGCGUGUCCAUACCGGCGAACGUCCCUUCGCCUGCACCCUUUGCCCGAGGAUGUUCGCAAGGCAGGACAAACUCAAGCAGCACCUCGACUCUCACCUGCAAUGGCCAAAGCGACGAUCCCUCGGGCACAAUCUGAGCGGGCAUUCGAUCGGGGGAAACGAAGGAAGCUGCCCGCCGACGAAAGGCAGACGCGGAAGACCGCGGAAGAUAUCUUCCGAGCAGUCAGCGAUGGAGGAGAUCCUCAAAUUCGGAGAGUUCAGUUCUUUGCUUAACAAAUCGCAGAACAGUGAGAGCAAUGCUGACGGCGAAGGUGGUUUGACAUGCGUCAAGGACGAGGCGUCUCUUUACAAGGAUGUUGAUUGCAGCUACGGUUGUCAAGUGGAAAACGGACACGAUGUUCAAUGAAACAGCGAUACUCCCUCCAUCCCAAGUCCUAAGGAUCCACCAUAAAGUCACUUAUACUUUUCAACCAUGCGAUUCGAAUAUUUUUCUAUGAUAUACAUAUUACUAUAUUAUAAUGAAAAUCUGUGCCCCUCGUAAAGUUUCGUUCAGGGAUAAUUACACGGAAGAAACAAAUGAUUCGGGGCGUCUAGCGCUCAGGGAAUUUUGGGAAACAAGGAAUAUCCAAGGAAUUUGAACUGUCUGAAAAAUUCAGGAAAUUCUAGGUAAUUACUGGUAUUUUCAUAGUUUUAUCUACGUUAGAUAUUAUUAUUCGCUUGAGUUUUUAGCUCAGGAUAAAAUGUGAAAUUGAUUCUUGAACACCAUAAAUCCCUCCAGUGGUCUGAAUUCCCCGGAUUCUAGGCACCUUGAAUCGUUCCAACGAUUACACCGCGAUAUACGUAUUGAACCAAAACAAGUGAAAAAAAAACUGAUAAGAAAG